Molecule: messenger RNA, 1309 nt
Organism: Manacus vitellinus (golden-collared manakin)
Lineage: Eukaryota; Metazoa; Chordata; Aves; Passeriformes; Pipridae
Gene: REEP2
Product: receptor accessory protein 2
Exons: 7
Coding region: 10-729 (239 amino acids)
Biological process (GO): endoplasmic reticulum tubular network organization
Cellular component (GO): endoplasmic reticulum membrane; endoplasmic reticulum tubular network; cytoplasmic microtubule
Molecular function (GO): taste receptor binding; microtubule binding
Source: RefSeq, a predicted model, not a curated record
CUACAGGAGAUGAAGACGAAAAACGUGAAGGAAUAUGUGAAGUGGAUGAUGUACUGGAUCGUGUUUGCCUUUUUCACCACUGCAGAAACACUCACAGACAUUGUUCUCUCUUGGUUUCCCUUUUAUUUCGAGCUGAAAAUCGCAUUUGUGAUUUGGCUGCUCUCCCCUUACACCAAGGGCUCCAGUGUCCUCUACAGGAAGUUUGUGCACCCAACGCUCUCCAAUAAGGAGAAGGAGAUUGAUGAAUACAUUACUCAGGCUUGUGACAAGAGCUAUGAAACCAUGAUGCGAGUUGGCAAGAGGGGGUUAAACCUUGCUGCCAAUGCAGCAGUUACUGCAGCUGCAAAGGGCCAGGGAGUUUUGUCUGAGAAGCUUCGGAGUUUCAGCAUGCAGGACCUCACUCUGAUCCGGGAUGAGGACACCGUGCACAUGCGGAGCCGCGAUCCGCAGCUGCAUUCCUCUGGUGGGAGUCUGCUGGAAACCAUCGAGGACUCAGCUUCCUGUUACUCCUCAGGAGAGGAGAGCAGUGUGGCACAUAGGUCUAAUGGAACCCCAUCAGAGCCUAGAACAGACCCAUCAGAUGAAGAUGCAGGAGACAAACUUCCUAAACGUACCCAGAGUCUCAAAGCUCCUAAAAAGGUGACAAAAACUGAGCUUCCAGUAAGGAGUGUAAAAGCCCGGCCCAAGAAGAAAGCUGCUGGCUCUCUUGCCUCUGGCGAGUCAUCCUAAGGCGACCUCCCCCUCCCCAGCACCUGUCUCUGUCCCGGGAUUUUCGCUUUUGAGGGGAAACUCUCCAAAGGAAGGGAGCUGAGAUUCUUGUACAUAACAGAUACUGCUUUGUAGAGCUCAUUCCAAGGCAAGGGGGAGGCUGGGAUUCAGAAAAUGGAGUAGAGGAUACACAUCCUCAGGAAUUUUCUCCUUUUCAUCCCUCUGUUGGAGGGAAUGCUGAUAUGUCUGUACAUAGCCAGUUGCUUUGGAAUUCCCACUGUAUAACCCUAGUUGAGAAUCUUUGCUGCAAGAACUGACUAGGGUUUGAGACAUCCAUUGCACAGAAACUGGAAAAAUACUAGACACUGGAGUUCCACAGGGGUGGGUGGCUCCCAAAAAUGUCUUAUCUUGCUCUGGGUAUCCUUCUGCAGCUGUGUGUUGUUAAGAAGUGCCCACCAUGAGUCAUAUUCCGUAAGAAUGGACCGUACCUGACAUGUCCAUCCCCUCUGAGAAGGUGACUGAAAUGAUGUGUGCUGGGUGCUUUUGAACAUAAAGGUCUAGCUCAUGGGAGGAAAAUGCUAGAUUCCCAUUACUCGUCCUG